Pygocentrus nattereri (red-bellied piranha) is the source of this 1316-nucleotide messenger RNA. RefSeq names its product D-aspartate oxidase-like. The transcript is spliced from 5 exons. Gene Ontology annotation, molecular function: D-amino-acid oxidase activity; FAD binding. Bases 105 to 1121 code for a protein of 338 amino acids. The record is from RefSeq and is a predicted model, not a curated record. NCBI's taxonomy places the organism in Eukaryota, Metazoa, Chordata, Actinopteri, Characiformes, Serrasalmidae.
GUGCGCAUGCGCAGUGUGCCGCGGCUGAACUCUGUUAUACAGGAGCUGCUCCGAGCGCACAGUGGAUUUUUCUCUACAUCUACUCCUAGAAGUGAAGUUGAAGGAUGAACCCUGUGAAAGUGGCAGUUGUUGGGGCAGGUGUGAUUGGGCUGUCUACAGCAGUGUGUCUAGCCAAGGCUCUCCCGUAUUGCUCUGUGAAAAUACUGGCUGAGAAGUUCUCUCCAGACACUACUAGCGAUGGAGCUGCUGGGAUCCUUCUACCUGAGGUGUUUCCAGAUAUCCCUCUGGAGCGUCAGCGGUAUUGGUUCAAGGAGACAUUUGAUCAUCUGCAGGCCCUUGUUGAAUCACCUGAGGCUCCAGAAGCAGGAGUGUACCUGAGCUCAGGAUACCACGUAUUCAAAGAUGUGCCUGCUGAUCCAAAACCCUACUGGUCUGAUUAUGUGUUUGGAUUCCGCUUCAUGACAGAUCGUGAGAUGAAAAGAUUUCCCAAUCAUAAAUUUGGUCAAGCUUUCACAUCAAUAAAGUGUGAAUGCCCAAGUUACCUGCCAUGGCUGGAGAAAAGGUUUAGAGAAACUGGAGGUCAGAUUAAAUGUGAGAAGGUGACUGAUCUUCAGCAGCUCAUCCCGCACUAUGAUGUCAUUAUGAACUGCUCAGGUGUUUGGUCCCAUCAGCUGGUGGGUGAUCAGGGGGUCUACCCAGUGCGAGGGCAGAUUCUCAAGCUUCAUGCUACUUGGCUGAAGAACUUCAUUCGGGAUGGAGAUGGAAAGACCUAUGUCUACCCUGGCAUUAACUAUGUCACUAUAGGGGGCACUCGGCAGAAGGAUGACUGGAGGCUGGAGUUGGAUAAGGGAGACAGCGAGAUGAUGAUGGAGCACUGCAGUCAGCUGGAGCCCUCUUUGAAGAAAGCUCAGGUAUUAGAGGAGUGGGUGGGUCUCAGGCCUGGCAGGAAGAAUCCACGUGUGGAGAGGGAGUGGCUGCAGGCUCAGGACCGCCAGUUGCUACUGGUGCAUAACUAUGGCCAUGGUGGCUGUGGUAUUAGUCUGAGCUGGGGCUCCGCACUGGAUGCAGUCGGGUUGGUGAAGAAGAGUCUGAAUGAGAAGCCACUUCACGCAAAACUGUGAAUGCACUUGUAUGGUAGUUUGCAAGUCGUGAUUGUCUCCAUCAUCACUGCCCAGUGACAGGUUAGUACACUGGCUAUAUACACUGCUCAAAAAAAUAAAGGGAACACUUAAACAACACAAUAUAACUCCAAGUAAAUCAAACUUCUGUAAAAUCAAACUGUCCACUUAGGAAGCAACACUGAUUGACAAUCAAUU